Molecule: messenger RNA, 3925 nt
Organism: Dermatophagoides pteronyssinus (European house dust mite)
Lineage: Eukaryota; Metazoa; Arthropoda; Arachnida; Sarcoptiformes; Pyroglyphidae
Molecular function (GO): protein binding
Source: RefSeq, a predicted model, not a curated record
UAAUAAUAAUUUUUCAACAUUUGGCAAAUUUAUCAUUGCUGAAGUGGAAAAGAAUAAAAAAAUUUUCAAUCUGCUUAAAGGUUUAUCAAUGAUAACCAAUACAAGUGGUGAUUUACCGAUUGAAUUUUUUAUAAAAUUAUCAAAACAUCUACUGUCAUCAUCGACGACGACAAAUGAAUCUAACGAACAAAAACUUUUAAAUUUUUUCGAUUUCAUAAUGAAAUUUUAUGACGAAGAUUUUUUAAAAGAUAUUUUAUUAUUGCAUCUUGCAGCACAAUAUGCACCUGGUCGUAUUGUUAAACGUUUAAUCGAUACAUUCGGAAUGCAAACUUGUCAAAAUGAACGAAAUGAAUCAAAUCAAACACCAUUAACAAUUGCUUUGAUCAAUGAUAAUGUACCUGCCGUAGAAGCAUUUCUUUCUUCAAAAAUCAAUAUCCAAGAUUUGGAAAUCGAUAAUCAUCAACCGUGUUUUUCAUAUUAUUUACAAAAAAGUUCUUCAUUAAAUCUUUGUUCGGAUUUUUUACGUUUGGGUGCUCAGCCUAAAUCCAUUGAUAAAUUGGGCAAUACUUCAUUACAUUUAAUUUGUAAAAAUAUUGAACGAAAUUCAUUCAUUGAUUCGCUGAAACUUUUAAUCGAUCAUGGGGUUAAUGUUAAUAAGAAAAAUUAUCAAGGCCAAACUGCUCUUCAUGUUGCAUUUGAAAAUAAUAAAUUUUCCCAGAAAUUAUCCAAAAUGUUGAAUAUAUUGUUGAAAUCAACAACACAAAUCGAUCUUUAUGCAAUCGAUCAUAUGGGAUAUAAUGCAUUCAAUUAUUUAUUUAUGAAUAAUGCAACCAAAGAUCCAUAUGAAUUAUUCGAACAAAUCAAUGAUAUGAUAAAAUUUUCAAAUCUUUUAGAUUAUAAUCAAAUGAAUCUUUUGCAUUAUGCAGCUAAAAUUGGUUUUUCUCGUAGUGUUAAUUUUUUCCUACGAUUUUUGGAUCCAAAUCAAAUUGAUUCAAAUAAUUAUUCACCACUUUCAUUGGCUAUUUUGAAUGGUCAUCAUGAAUGCACAAUGAUUCUAUUACGAUCGGAAAAGAAUCGAAUCCUGGAUAAUUUGGAAUUUAUUUUGAAAAAUAAUAUCAAAAUAAAUUUACUUUGUCAUAUUGCCAAAAAUGAUUGGAAAGAUGCAUUCGUUUUGAUUGAACAAAAAGCAAUUCGUCAAAAUGAAUUAAAUGAAUUGAUACAAAUAUCAAUCAAAUCACAAUGUUUAUCAUAUGCAUCCAAUUUGAUAAGAUCAAAUAUUCAUAGUGGUGAAGAAUAUAAUCGAAUCUUUCUACAAUUAUUUGCUAAAUAUACUGGUUCCCGAUUACCAAUGCAAAUUCAAAAUGAUUUUCUACAAAUUUUUCGACAAAAUCUUUUAUCAACAGUUUUUUUCGAUCUGUUUUCGUUAGCAUUUCAAAAUUGGAAUUCAAAUCUAUGUAAUCAUUUGAUACAAUCAUUUGGUUUGAAUAAUAUAUUGAAAAAAGUUCGAGAAAAAAAUGUUGAUUUAUUACCACUUUGUUUUAAAAAAUUAAUAUUUGAACAUCAAGAUUUACCUAAAGAUAUGAUUGAUUUGAUUGAAUUAAUUCUUCGAAAUGAAGAACCAGAAUGUCGACAAGAAAUUAAUCUAUUAUCAAGCUAUCCAAUUGAAGAAAAUGAAGAUUCAAUUUGUGAACGUUAUCGUGCGUUCGGUGAACAUGAUCAUCGUUAUCAAAAUCGUUAUUCAUCAAUCAAAUAUUCACCGUUAAUAAUUGCAAUUAUUAUGCGUAGUCAUUCAACAGUCGAAUGGUUACUUUCAUUACAAUCGAUUAAUCGACAAAAAUUUUUAGUUGACGUAAAUUUCAUUGAUUCUUAUGAACGUACACCAUUGAUGCAUGCAAUUUUAAUCAAUGAUCAGAAAAUUAUUGAUACAUUGCUGGAUGUGCAAACUAAAUCACCCUGUAUUCAAUUGAAUUUAUUGAAAAGAGAUGCUAAUCAAUCGACUAUAUUUCAUCAUUUAAUUUCACCAUUCCGAUCGGGUAAUUAUUAUCGAUCAGAUCGAAUAUAUUCAAAACUAUGGAAUAUGCUUGCGAAAUUGGAAAAAACAUCGGAAUUGAUUGAUGAACUUUAUCGUUUUGCAAUCGAAAAAAAAUCUACGCAAUUAAUAAAUUGGAUGGAAAAAACAUUGAAUAUUGGUUCGCAACAUAAAUCUUUAUCGCGUUCGAUAAUCAAUAAUUUGAGGAAAGAUGAAAAUUGCGUUGAAUCUAAUCAUUUUGAUCAUUCCAAUUCGAUUAUCAUUAAACAAUCUCCACCAUUAAGUAAUGGUGAUUUACAAUCAACAAUCACUAAUGCUAUCGAUCAGGAUUAUCGAUUAAAGAGAAUAAUCAAAGAUCAAACAUCAAAAAUUCCUUUCGAUGUAAUUUUUACCAAACUAGAUUAUCAAAAUAAUGAUGAUUAUGUUUAUAAUUUUUAUAAAAUACAAUUACUUUCAAUUGGUACGAAACAUUGUCUGGCUAUUCGUUGGGGUCGUGUCGGUACCAAAGGAAAUGUACGGAAAAUAUUUUUCAAUUCAAAAGAAGAAAGUAUUGAAAAUUUCAAGAAAAUUUUCCAUAAAAAAUCCGGUGAACAUUGGAAUCAAGUUAAUGAUGUUUAUAAUGGUGCUCGAGAAAUCAACACCACAUCAGAUGAUCGAUUGAAUUGCAAAUGGAAUUUGGAUGAAAUUUUCAGAAAAAUUAUUACCGAAUUAUCAACAACAGCAACAGCAACUGUUCACGAUGAUGAUUUUAAAAAACUUGUUUUAAAAUAUAUCAAAAUAUUUUAUCGUCAAAUUGAAAAUGAUCCCAAUGAACAAAAAUCAUUGCGAAAUUUGACAACAAAAUCUAUUGAUCGUUGUCUAUUCAUCCUAAAUCGAUUAUCCAAAUUGAUUGCAUUCAAUAACCUGAAUAGAUCUGAUAGAAAUUGUAAAAAAGAUCCAAAAUUAUUAUUACUAAACGAUAUGAUUGAUUUAAGUGAACAAUUUUAUUCGGAAAUAAAAAUCUAUGGAUUACAAUAUGAUCAACUGAAGCCAAUACUGACAAUGGAUAUGAUUAAGCAAAUAAUUCAUUUGGUUAUGAAAUUAAAAUCAUCCGUUUCAUCAAUCGAAUCAUUAUCGAAUCCUACUUGUAUUUCACUGGAAAAAUUGUUUUGUUGGCAUUGUAAAAUCCUAACGAACAAAGAAGAAUUGGAUCUUAUUUUUUCAUAUUUAUUAAAUGGCUGUCCACAACAACAACAACGAAAUGAUUGUCGUUUAAAAGAUUUAAAAAUUUUUAAAUUUUCAAAUUCAAUUGAAUGGAAUACAAUGGAAAAAUCACCGAAAACCUAUCUAUUAUGGUGUCAUUUAAAAAAUUAUGAAUUUUUAAAUUUUUUCUUUAAUGGUUUUGAUGGUCAAACUUGUUUGCUACAUUCAGAUUUACCAAUCAUGUUGAAUGGCGUUUGUCUAACAAAUCGAAUCGUUAAUGAUAAUAAUAUUGAACAAAAUGACGAUUUUUGGAUACUUUGCGAAACAUUGAUAGAAAAUCCAAUUGAAAUUGAUGAUAUAAAUGUUUUUACACAGGAAAAUUAUGAAACAUUUAUUCGGGAUAAAGAUUGUCUUAUAUCAUCGGAUGAUCAAAAGAAGAAUAAUCGAGAUGAUCAUUAUUUGCUUUGGAAAGGCUUUAUAGUUCCUAUUAAUUUUGAAACAGGCAGCUCAACAACAACAACAACAAGAUUUCUUUAUUUAUCACCAAAACAAUUAAGGCCACGUUAUUUGUUGAAUUUCAACAUAAAAACAUUGUAAAUUAUACUUGAAUAAUCUCACUCUAGUCUUUUUUUUAAAAUCAAUAUUUAUUCCGAAACAACAAAAGAAAAGAAAUUCUCAUUUUAUCAUCAUCAUCAUUCCAUCAUCACAGAAUGU